Molecule: messenger RNA, 4047 nt
Organism: Striga asiatica
Lineage: Eukaryota; Viridiplantae; Streptophyta; Magnoliopsida; Lamiales; Orobanchaceae
Source: the annotation of a GenBank genome assembly
CUUUUAUAUUCCAUUGGGUUUAGGAAAAGCUUCAGCUCAUUUGCUUAGCUAAUCUGAGGCCCAAUUCAAAGAGAGAUGCAAAAAUUACAGCAGCAAAUUAUUCUUUUUGGAGGGAAACUUCCAACGGAAGCCAUCUUUUCUCCGUUUUCAGUCCAUUUUUUAUCAUUUUUCAUUUGGUUGGAGAGAAAAUUGUUCAUUUCUUUUGAGAAAUUUCUCAUCUCCAUUCGCAAAUCCCAUUAAUUUAUAUGGAAUUGUUUGUAAUAUGAGCCAUUCUUCAGAUUCUUCUUUUUCUUUCCGACGGCAAAGAUUCGAAAUUCCGGCGUCGCCGCGCAAAAGGUCGAGGAGUAACACCGUCAAAGAGGCGAUUCUGAGUGUCAGGCCACUAGGAAUCCCUUUAAUUUCAAGUUCCACAGGUGAAGUUUGUGAAUCCCUUCGUCUGGAGCCCCACAAGUCCUACACCAUUGGCCGCAAAUUGGAGUGGUGUGAUUUUGUUUUCAGUGAUCGCAGGGUCAGUAAAAGGCACUGCCAGUUUUACUUCGAUUCUUUGGAGAAGAGUAUUUAUUUGUCGGAUGGUCCAUUUCUUGGUUACGGUAGACGUGAUUAUUCUUUUGCUAAGUUUAGGUCAGGCGCUUCAACUAAUGGGGUGUUUGUAAAUGGGGUUAGGAUUGAUGGGGUGGUUGAAUUACGGGUUGGUGAUGUGGUCGGGCUCGUUUGCAGGGGUGAAGGUGCUUGUGGGUCGGGGAUUAGCAUUGGGUUUUUAGUGGAAAAAGCCGUUCUUGUAGAGGAGGUUGAUUACGGAUGUUCGGUUCAGUUGAGUCCAUGUAGUGUACAGUCGAAACAGGUUAAUGUUACAUUGAAAAGUAGCAGAGUGUUAGAUAAUACAGGUUUACUUAUGAGUUGGUGUAGAAACAUAUUGUGUAGUGAUAAUCCAGUAUCUUGUAUCCAGAAAUGUAUUGUUCUUAACCAGAAAAAGAGGAUUGAUCUUUCUUGCGGGAUUGUACUUAAGGAAUUUCCUGAACUGUUAUUAGGUAAUAGUAUUGAGUUUCGCUCAAAUAGCGGGUUUCAUAGUGGCUAUCAUAAAAGGAAGAGGGUCUACUUAACAGAAUUUGAGUCUGUUGAACAUUGUGACAGUAUAUCAAAAAACGAGGUCUUAGUGGUCCCUGAGGAAAAUACUGAGAUCCCCAGUUUUGAAAUACCGAAAAUUGCCUCUAAUGCUAACACUGAAAGGCAGUCUGGUGGUGAUGCCAUAGGUAUCCAGCAAGCUGCUGUUUCUAUUGAUAGUGCUCAACAUGGAGAGUUUCAGGACGAUAAUAAUUCUGGUGGUUGCAUUCUGCCACCUGGAAAUAAGUUCUAUCUUAACCGUCUUCAGUUUGGGGAUCAAGAAAUUGUGGAGAAUGAUGGUGAGGUUUCAUUGCCGGAGCUUUUCCAUCCAGUUGAAAGUCUUGAGAGGGUUUUCAUUGCAACAUUUACGUGUGAUAUACUAUGGUUUCUCAAUUACUGUAAGAUUCCUUGUCAUCUACCAGUGACAAUUGCUUGUCAUAACUCUGAAAGGUGUUGGAGUGCAGACCAAAAUAAAAGAAUAUCAGUGCCAUUUUCGGAUUUCCCAAACUUAACUGUGGUGUAUCCGCCAUUUCCUGAAGUUAUAGCUUUUAAUAAUGAUAGAAAGAAUUCAGGCAUCGGCUGCCAUCAUCCAAAGUUAUUUGUGUUGCAAAGAGAAGAUAGACUGCGUGUUGUUAUCUCAUCUGCAAAUUUGGUGGAAAAACAGUGGCAGAGAAUAACUAAUACAGUCUGGUGGCAAGACUUCCCACGAUUAACUAUUCCCAAUGGUUUAGCACUUUUCUCCCGUUUACCAUUUGGGGAAACCAAUUCAAAUUCAAUAUGUGAUUUUGCUGCUCAGUUGGCUGGAUUUAUGGCAUCUCUAUUAGCUGAUGUCGCUAGCCAGGCUCACUGGAUCCUGGAGUUAACCAAAUAUGAUUUCAAAGGAGCUGCUGGAUAUUUGGUUACUUCUGUUCCUGGAAUUCAUACGCACAGAAGCCCUUAUGUGUAUGAAUCCAAUAGUCAUAUGUUGGGUAACAAACACAAGUUUGAGUCUCGUGGUGCAAAAUUCCUAUCAUAUGUUGAAGCAUCUGUAGUUGGUAUUAGCCACAUCUAUCGUAUGUCAGCAGAUUCUAGUGGAGAGCAUUUAAAGAAGUUGGCAUUGCUUCUUGGAAAAUGCCAUGAAAACAUGGACGGGAUGUCAGAGAUUGUUUUGAGGAGAGCUACAAAUAUAGCAGCUGAUAAGAAUGCUGUGAGUGUGCUUAUUCCUAACCGAGAGGAUUUUUCUGUGGGAGAUUUUGUUCAACUGGGUUUUCUACCGCGGGAUGUUGCAAAAUGGGUGGCUCCACUUUCAGAUAUUGGCAUUUUUGCAUUUUCUGCUUAUAUUUGUCCUAAGGAAGUCCUUGCGACUGCGUUAGAAGGAAGUAACAAAAAAGUAAAACUGAUUAUUUAUGUUUAUGCGGGCCCUUCCUUUUCUACCAUUUCAGAAGUUACACAACUCGAACAUAUUUCUGCUAUAUGCACCAUUGUUGCAUCAAGUCAUAAGUACACAGGACUCUGGCGCCUUAAAGAGGUUUUGUGUCAGUACAAGUGGCCUGAACAUAUGGAAUCGGACUUCAUUUUUGGCAAGUAUACAAGUUCGUCCUCAGUUGGAAGUGUAAAUGCACAAUUUCUAGCUGCAUUCUCAGCAGCAACAGGAAAAAAAUCGGUGCCAUUUUCCGACUCUGAGGAGUCAGAUCCAGAUUGGGGCUGUUGGAGUGCAAGUCAAGAACUCAAAAACCCUUCUAUUAAGAUUCUUUUUCCUUGCAUUGAGAAUGUGAAGAACAACAGAAGUGGGAUAAUGGCUUCGAGGUGCAUCUUGUGCUUUUCACAGAAAACAUGGCAGAAGUUGGAAAAGGUCGGUAUACUCCAUGAUGCAAUUCCCUAUCCUAGCGACAGAGUUGGGAUCCCAAUGCAUGUCAAGGUGGGCCGAAGGCGAUUUGUGUCCAAGAGGGACAAAUCUUCCUUCGGGUGGGUUUACUGUGGGUCCCACAACUUCAGUGCUGCAGCCUGGGGACGACCUAUCUCUAACACGCAAUCAAACUGGAGGAAUACGAGAAAUGAUUCUGUACUGGGCUCGAGGCUUCACAUUUCUAACUAUGAAAUUGGCAUAAUUUUCGUUGUCCCGCCACCAGACUCGGCAGGCCAUGUCGAGCAAAAUAUUAAAGAUUUGGACGACAUUGUGUUGCCAUUUGUGGUGCCUCCGCCUAAAUACGGGCCUAGAGACAAGCCCGCUACAGCCCAAUCUAUGAGGGAGGCUUUAAAUGAGGAGAGAGAAAUGAAUGAAGCUCUGUUGGCGGCCUCUGCCGUUGAUUGGGCCGAGAAUGAAGUAAUGGAACAGGAGGAAGAUGAGGUUCUGGAAGCUUCCGGAUGCACGACUCGGGAAAGGGAAGAUGAAAGGGCUUACGCGGAUAAGCUCUGGAGCCAAGUUGAUUCUUCAGAAAGCUAGCUGUUGAAAUCGCAUCUUUUCGACUUUUCACGUGAGUGUUGUGAUUUACGAGUUGACGGUAUUUGCUGUGGUAUCAUUCAUUCAGCUUCUAUUAGCAAAGUGGAGGUUUGAAGCGCCUUUAUUCCAUUACAUUCUUUUUGACGCAUGCAGAGUGAAGUGAACCUUGGAAAGGUGAUUCUUGUUUGUGAUUAUAUUUGAGGAAGGCACACUGUAUUCUUUUACACAGAAGUUGUAAAUUGAUAGCGCUGUAAAUGCUAGGGAAUGUGGAGCGAGUAUUCACAACAAUAUCAACUCUUACAUGACUAGUAAGUGGCUGGCAUGAGCAAUGUGCUUGUAUUAUUCAUUUGGAUAUAAAGAUAUUUGCCAAGGAUAUGGCCUUCGUAGUUAGCGGUUAAUAGGUAACGAAUUGUAAUAGCUAUUUUUACCAAUUGUUGGUAUCAGCUAUUUCGACUCGCUGAUAGUGUUUGCGAUUUUUUAAAAUAUGUUUUGUAGAAGUAGCCUAUUCAUUUAAAAAAAAUAUAAUU